Molecule: messenger RNA, 2943 nt
Organism: Aspergillus glaucus CBS 516.65
Lineage: Eukaryota; Fungi; Ascomycota; Eurotiomycetes; Eurotiales; Aspergillaceae
Product: translation initiation factor 2
Exons: 3
Coding region: 1-2943 (980 amino acids)
Biological process (GO): translational initiation
Molecular function (GO): GTPase activity; GTP binding; translation initiation factor activity
Source: RefSeq, a predicted model, not a curated record
AUGCAGAGGCGGGUGGUAUUAGAGUUGUCCCGCCGUCAAGGUGUUGCGAAUCUUUCGUUUGCGGCCGCACAUAGAAUAACGCCGACGAACUACGGUCUCCGACGGACAUUUCAUUCCUCCCCCGCAGCGCUCGAUUCGUUCGGUUCGAAUAAUGAUGGCGAAGAUGGAAGCAAAUCUCGUCCUUCGUUUUCACAGCCCAAGUUCACAUCACGAUGGGGCAGCGGGCAGUCAACUCAACGACCUGUUGCCCUGAGCCCAGCGGAACAGGCGAUUCGCGACAAGAUGAGGGCGCAGCAGCCCAAGAAAGAAGAGGAUAAAAAAGAGCAAGAGACUACAGAGUCGCGUAUCAACGAUUCGCCAUUUCAGAAACGACCAUGGGGUGGUGCUCGACAAUCGAUUACUUUGAGUCCAGCCGAGCAAGCGAUGCGCGAGAGGAUGGUGGCACAGCGGAAACAGAGAGAGCAGGAGAAUAGGGACGCUCGUGGUGCGGGUCCCCGGGAUCAGAGACAACGACUGACUCCCCGGUCCGUAUAUUCCAAGGACGCAGGGACCGGCGGCGAUAAGCCCAGGAAACAUUUCAAAUCUGACUGGCACUGCCCGAACUGCGGAUUCAACUGUUUUGGGAAAUAUUUCUUUUGCCCCCGUUGUGGCUGCCCAAGAUCUGAGCCUGAAACAGAUCCGUCAAGACCAAGGAGGGUUAAAGAGGUGCGGCAUCGUGUCAAUACAGAGCAAGCCGCAGCACGGAGAAGCAAGAAAUAUUCAGCGUGGUCAGAAGAUAUAGGUGACUUACUAGGCGACGAAAACGCUGGAGAGCCAAUCUCAAAGUCAGACGAUGUGGUUGCCGUCGAUCCGAUUGAGGAGAUUGACAGAGAGAAACUUGCAGAACUCCAAUCCCAGGAUAUCGAGGGAAACCAGCAGGACUCACGGCAAUGGGGUCUGGAGGAGGAGGAACCAGUGAUACAGCGCCGAAAGGACCAUAAGCGUCGUGAUGGCCGGAAACAACGGAAGAACGACGAAGAGGAGGAAGGUUACGACCAGGAGGAAACCCGACGUCGUCGAGAAGAUCGAAAGCGCGCGAAGAAAGAAAGGACAAGGCGAAAGGAAGUGCACGUCGCCCCAAGUCCUAUUUUCCUGCCCGAGUUCAUCAGCGUCAGUAAUCUUGCGGACGUCAUUGGAGUACGGCCAGCUCAAUUCGUACAACGGAUGGAACAAAUGGGCUUUGAGGGUGUUACAUAUAGCCAUGUCUUGGACGCAGAAACGGCUGGUCUAAUCGCGGUCGAGUACAACUUUGAGCCCAUUUUCGAUCAGCCCGAGGAAGGGUUCGAUUUGACUGCUGCCCCUGGACCAGAAGACCCGUCCUCGUUGCCUCCCAGGCCGCCUGUGGUCACCAUCAUGGGCCAUGUCGACCAUGGCAAGACCACUAUUCUGGACUGGCUGCGCAAAUCAUCUAUCGCUGCUGGAGAGCAUGGAGGCAUUACGCAGCACAUUGGUGCGUUCAGUGUCGCCAUGCCUUCUGGGCAGACCAUCACUUUCUUGGAUACCCCCGGUCACGCAGCCUUCUUGGAGAUGCGUCGUCGAGGAGCAGACGUCACAGAUAUUGUCGUUCUUGUGGUAGCUGCAGACGACAGUGUCAAACCCCAAACGAUCGAAGCCAUUAGACAUGCCACUGGAGCCAAGGUUCCCAUCGUCGUUGCUAUCAGCAAGAUUGACAAGGAGGACAUCAAUGUCGACAAGGUGAAACAGGACCUCGCAGCUAAUAAUGUCUACGUCGAAGAGUACGGCGGCGAUGUCCAGGCUAUUGGCGUGAGCGGUAAGACAGGCCUAGGAAUGGUGGAACUCGAAGAAGCCAUUCUGGCUCUUUCUGACAUGCAGGACCACCGAGCCGACACAGAAGGUAACGUUGAAGGCUGGGUUAUUGAGAGUACAACGAAGAGCUACGGUCGAGUGACCACCGCGCUCGUCAAGCGUGGUACCCUACGCGUGGGUGAUAUCGUCGUUGCAGGUGAUGCGUGGGCUCGUGUGCGCACCCUCCGUAACGAGGCUGGCGUUACGAUUGAUGAAGCAACACCCGGUAUGCCCAUUGAAAUCGACGGCUGGAGGGAGCAGCCAAACGCCGGCACGGAGAUGAUACAAGCACCUUCCGAACAGAGAGCCAAGGAUGUGGUUGAGUGGCGGUUGGAGCAGGCAGAGACCCAGAAACUCGGCGAAGAUGCCACGGCCAUCAACGAGGCUCGCCGUGGGCUUCUCGACAAACGUCGACAGGAAGAACUGGAACAGACCGGUCAUCAUGUAGAAGUUGAACAGGCUACUUCCGGUCCCAAACCGGUGCACUUCAUCAUCAAGGCGGACGUUGAUGGAUCCGUCGAGGCUGUCCUGAACUCAGUCACUGCGAUUGGCAACAACGAGGUCUACCCGAACGUGCUCCGUUCCGCUGUCGGGCCAGUGGGAGAGUUUGAUAUUGAGCACGCUGCCGCUGCCCGUGGAAACAUCAUCACAUUCAACACAGCGAUCGAUCACGCUAUGCUGCGAAUGGCAGAACAGCGAGGCGUGAGAAUCAUGGACCACAACGUCAUCUACAAACUUAUGGACGAUGUCAAGGAGAUCCUCAGUGAGCAGUUGCCGCCCAAUGUGACUCAGCGCGUGACGGGAGAGGCGGAGAUCAGCCAGGUCUUCGAUAUCACCGUCAAGAAACGGGAGACGACUGCCAUUGCGGGUUGUAGGGUUCGCAAUGGAAUUAUCCAAAAGACCAAGAAGGUUCGGGUUCUGAGAGGUCAGGAUAUUAUUUAUGAUGGCUCGAUGACUUCUCUCAAGAACGUCAAGAAGGACGUGGCCGAAAUGCGCAAAGAUACCGAAUGUGGUAUCAGCUUCGAAGGCUGGACGGAGUUCGCCCCCGGCGACCAUGUCCAGUGUUAUGAGGAUAUCUACGAGAAGAGAUAUCUGUGA